Heterobasidion irregulare TC 32-1 is the source of this 264-nucleotide messenger RNA. RefSeq lists its product as uncharacterized. The record is from RefSeq and is a predicted model, not a curated record. Bases 1 to 264 code for a protein of 87 amino acids. Lineage: Eukaryota; Fungi; Basidiomycota; Agaricomycetes; Russulales; Bondarzewiaceae. The transcript is spliced from 2 exons.
AUGGACACUGUAGAGUCGACCACGUAUGGCACAAUCUCUCAUGCUGUAUUUCAGGCGCGAAAUCGAGACCUCGAAUUCAAGUUAUUGGUUGCACGGCUUUUACAACGCAUUGAUGAGCUCGAGAAUCAGGUCGAGCGUCUCAAGGACUUGCAGAACAUCAAGCUCGAAAUCGCCCGGAACAAUAGCCACGUCAACGCGAAGCCAUCUUCAGUUGAAGAUCAAGUCAAGGCAAGUUACCUUGUUGCAUCAUGGAAGCCGAUAUGA